GUUCACAUAUAUUGAACCAAAUCUGUCAUAUAGACAUAUAGCAUGUCCGUUCAACAAGAAGAUGUUAUUCGACCCACGGUAAAUUUUCCGCCGAGCGUUUGGGGUGAUGUGUUUUUGGCCUAUGAACAGCAAGAAGUAGAAGAAGGGAUAGAAAAAGUGGUUGAUGACUUGAAAGAAGAAGUGAAGAAAGAAAUAUUGGCAAGUUUGAAUGAUCCGACUAAACAUUUGAAUUUGUUAAAGCUGGUUGAUGCUACCCAACGCCUUGGAAUUGGAUAUUAUUUUGAGAAGGAGAUUAAUCAAGCCUUGCAACAAGUCUUUGAUGCAUAUGGCGAUCAUAACUGGAAUGGUGCAGGUACCUCCUUGUGGUUUCGACUCAUGCGACAACAAGGUUUCUUGGUCUCAAGUGAUACUUUCAAGACCUACAGGGAUAAAGAUGGAAGUUUUAAUGAGUCCUUAAAAAGUGAUCUUGAAGGUUUACUUGAUUUGUAUGAGGCAUCGUAUCUGAGCAUGCCUGGUGAGGUCAUACUAGAUGACGCUCUUGAUUUUUCAAGAAAAUGUCUUGAUGACAUGGCAAAGAAUCAUCUUUUAAGCAACCAUGUUCUUUCUAACGAAAUACAUGAAGCACUAAAGCAACCUUUACAUAAAAGGUUGCAAAGACUCGAGGCAAUACGUUACAUACCUUUCUACGAACGCCAGACCUUUCAUAAUCACUCAUUACUAAAACUUGCCAAGUUAGGGUUUAACCUGCUUCAGUCUCUCCAUAAAAAGGAGAUUUGCCAAAUAUCCAAGUGGUGGAAACGCUUUGAUAUCCCAACCAAUGUACCAUAUGCAAGAGAUAGGUUGGUUGAAUGCUACUUUUGGGCAUUAGGGACCCAUAGCGAGCCUCAGUAUUCUGUAGGUAGAAUGUGGGUAGCUAGAGUUCUUGCGUUAGGAACACUUAUAGAUGAUACCUAUGAUGCUUACGGAACAUAUGAAGAACUUGUGAUCUUUACAGAAGCCAUUGAGAGGUGGUCAAUUACAUGUGUGGAAGACCUGCCGGAAUACAUGAAACUUCUAUACCAAAUACUCAUGGAUCUUCAUGAAGAAAUGGAGGAAUUCUUGGCGAGAAUGGGAAAACUCCAUCAACUUAAUUAUGUCAAAGAGACGAUCAAAGAAUACAUUAGAAGCUAUAUGGUGGAAGCAAAAUGGAACCAUGAAAACUAUACUCCAACAGUGGAGGAGCACAGAGAUGUUACAUAUAUCACUACCGCAUAUAUGGUUCUUCUUGUUUCAAGUUUUGCUGCUGAGGGUAAUGUAAAAACAGAUGAGCUAUUCCACUGGCUUUUCAGCUAUCCUCCUAUUGUCAAAGCAAGUUGUGGGGUAUGCAGGGUGAUGGAUGAUAUUGUCACCCACAAGUGGGAACAAGAAAGAAAGCAUGUUGCCUCUGUCAUCGAAUGCUACACGAAGGAACUUGAUGUCAAUAAGGAACAUUUACCAGGUUUUUUCAAUGAGAAAGUUGAAGAUGCAUGGAAAGAAAUGAAUAAAGAGUCCAUCACAUGUAAAGAUGUUAAAAUGACAAUAAAUAUACGAGUUAUUAAUUUAGCACGUAUAAUGGAUCUCUUGUACAAGAAUAAGGACCAUUUCACACAUGUUGGAGAAGAACUCAUAAGUCAUGUCAAGUCUCUUCUUGUCGACCCUAUCUUCAUAUGAGUUCCAAUACUCAUUAGUUAUAAUUCAACAUGAACCACAUAAUAUUUCAUCGUUCUUGUAGUUUUUUAUUUAAUUUCUCAUGUAAUUUUGUGUUUUAUUUUUGUUUUAAUUUCGUGUUAGUUUAAUAAUGUAUUUUUUUUUCAACUAGUUUAAUAUAUAAGUUUGUAAUAUUAUAAUAUAUUCAAUAUUUGCAUCAAUAAAAAUAUAUUA
Molecule: messenger RNA, 1899 nt
Organism: Lactuca sativa (garden lettuce)
Lineage: Eukaryota; Viridiplantae; Streptophyta; Magnoliopsida; Asterales; Asteraceae
Product: epi-cedrol synthase
Biological process (GO): diterpenoid biosynthetic process
Molecular function (GO): terpene synthase activity; magnesium ion binding
Source: RefSeq, a predicted model, not a curated record